CCCCGCCCGCAGCCAUGCGUACUGAGCUUGUUAUCGGGUCGCUUGUUAUGACUGGAGAAGGCCUCGGACUCAAUUAAAACUUAUCCCCGGGAUAGCCGCAUGCUCAUGGAGGGCAUGGACAUAGACCUGGAUCAGGAGCUCAUGCAAAAAUUCAGCUGCAUGGGCACCACGGAUAAAGAUGUCCUCAUCUCGGAGUUCCAGAGGCUGCUGGGAUUUCAGCUCAACCCGGCUGGCUGCGCCUUCUUCCUGGACAUGACCAACUGGAACCUUCAAGCAGCUAUUGGUGCUUAUUAUGACUUUGAGAGUCCAAACAUCAACACGCCGUCAAUGUCUUUUGUGGAAGACGUGACGAUUGGAGAGGGGGAGUCUGUUCCUCCUGACACACCGUUCACAAAGACAUGGAGGAUACAGAACACAGGUACAGAGUCGUGGCCCCCAGGUGUGUGUCUGAAGUAUGUGGGCGGGGAUCAGUUUGGUCAUGUGAACAUGGUAAUGGUGCGGUCUCUGGACCCUCAGGAAAUAUCAGAUGUGAGUGUGCAGAUGCGUAGUCCAGCUGUUCCUGGCAUGUACCAGGGCCAGUGGAGAAUGUGCACAGCCACAGGACUCUUCUACGGAGAUGUGAUCUGGGUGAUUUUGAGUGUGGAGGAGGGAGGCCUGCUGGGCGUCACACAGCAGCUAUCCUCCUUCAAGACGGAGUUCAACACGCAGCCACACCGCAGUCUGGAGGGAGACUACAACCCUUUCGCCUCACCACAGAAGAACAAGCAGGACACCAAUGAGGAUCAUCUAAAAGACCCUGGGGGCCCCUGGGAGGCCCCACUGGACUCCAUUCAGCAAGAUCAAAAUGGACUCAAUCACAGCUCUGUAAAUAUUACACCAAAUGGUCUCCAAAACAACUUAUCAGUAGUGACUUACAGCCAGGGCAUUAAUGGACCCUUCCCGUUUGGACAGUCUUAAGAUACAGAAACCACCUGGUGGCUCAUCAGAGCUGCUGCUUUUGCCCUUUUCUGGGUUUCAGUGAGAGAAGGAACGGAUUUACUCUAAAGACUUGGUGACCCUCCUUCUCCCCCUCCGAUCACAACAUCACAUAAAUGUGUGGACAAAUCUGUUUGGCUCCAAAUCAAUACUGAACCAACACCUGAGUUACGCAUGUGUGAAUGCUAGAUUUAGACGAGUGCUAGAAGUUCUAAAGAGAUAUAAUGAAAAAAUACACCUUUUUUUGAUCUGUAUUGUCACAUUACAGCAGUUAAUUCAGAUGUGUGUGUGUGUGUGUGUGUGUGUGUGUGUGUGUGUGUGUGUGUGUGUGUGUGUGUGUGAGUUCACGAGAGAAAGAGGCAGAGUGAUGGAUGAAUGAAUCUCUCAAGAACGCCAGUCACGUUUCACCGCAAAAUCAGCAGAAAUGGCAUCGAAGUUAUACUUCGCAUGAAGAAUAUUACGCUUUUUUUUGUUGAGAUUUUAAGAUCGUUUUACCUCAUGAUAUUUUUCAUAACAAAUUUCCAUUAUAUAACUGAUCUUUGUGUGUGUGUGCGCGUGUGUAAUUCCCAUUGUUUCUCACCUUUAAAUUAAAUGAUUGUAUUACUUUUUUUAAAAAGAUAUUGCACUAUUUUUAUCAGACUGAUGGAAAUACAUUCAAGAAAACACAAAGUACUAAUAAUUUAUCAUUUAAAUAAUACAUAACAUCAAACACGGAAAGAUUAAAUGUAUAGUUCACCCAAAAAAGUCAUUUAUUCUCCCUUAGGUGGUUUUAAACCUAAAAGUUUCUUUCUAUUGAACACUAAAGAAGAUAUGUUGAAGCAUGCUGGCACCCAUUGUGUUUAUUUUUUCCUACUAUGGAAGUCCCAGCAGCCAGCAUUUUUCAAAGUAGCUUCUUUUCGAGUGAGUUAAUGAUGGCAGAAUUGUCAUUUUUGGGUGAACUGUCCCUUUAAAUUGCAUACUUGAUACUCUUAAGCAAAGUAUAAUUCCUAAUGUCUCUGGAUUUGCUGUGAAGCGUGACUGGAGUUUGUUUUUGAAACCUUUCUUUUCUUUUUUUGCGAGAAUCACCUCAAUAUGUGCGCGACUGAGUGUUUCAGCAAUGCACAAAAGCCAUCAACAAAGAAUUAAUGCCUGUCAAGUAGUUUUUCAUCAAUGUUCUUUGACUUUUUCCUUAUAAAGUGAUUACUAAAAAACAAAACAAGAGGUCAGCGUGCCUGCUUGGAGGUGUGUAAUUGACAAACGAUUUCAUAUGGUCCUCUGCUAGCUAAUUUUAUCACGCUUCGGAUUCGGUAACAGAAAAACCCAGCAAACCUGUACAGCAUACAUGAGCAGAUUAUGUCUCAUUUCUAAUGAAGUAUACAUCCGUACUGCCACCACAGGUCAAGUCAUAGCUGUUGUCAGAGAUGACCGUACUAUCUAGUUGCUGUUGUCAUAUUUGUUUACAUUGAUGUUGUUCUAGAGUGCUGAUGUUGGUGACACAAUCCAUCUGAGAUGAUAGUAAGCGGAUGUGGCUUUGGUUCCCUUGUUUACUGACCUAAGAGUUCGCAAGCACAUUUGAUUUGUCUUUUCCCAAUCACAUGUUUCUGUUCUUCACCUAGACCUACGAUGGUAUUAAGCUGUUUUAAAUGAGCUGAGGGUGUUUUAAUGAGAGGAAAGCUUGUGUGAGUGUGUGUGUGUGUGUGUGUGUGUGUGUGUGUGAGUUCAUUUUAAAGGAAUAUUCUGGGUUAAGUGCAUGUGGUGUGAUGGAAAAUAAUUGAGAUUUGUAUACCUCUCUUAAUAAAACUGAACUGAAAAUGCAUUGUUUA
Molecule: messenger RNA, 2777 nt
Organism: Danio rerio (zebrafish)
Lineage: Eukaryota; Metazoa; Chordata; Actinopteri; Cypriniformes; Danionidae
Source: RefSeq, a predicted model, not a curated record